GGAGGAGCAGCGGCGGCGGCGGCCCUGGUGUCACAUAGGAAACUCCCGAAAGGAGCUGAUUUCGCCGCCCGGAUGGACGGCUGGGAGGGCAUAUCCGAGCUGCUCGCCAAGCUCUGGAAAUGGCUCUUACACUCCCCGGGAGGUGCCUCUGACGCCAGCCAGGCCUCCCGGCUGCAGAAAAUCCAGGUCUGCGACAGGGUCCUGCGGAUUUGUGUCGAGCAGAUGGCCAAACCCGGGGGCUGCCCGGCGCACACCGCCAGCCUGGUGGCCGUGGCCGAGGCCGCGUGCCGGGGCUACCUGACCGCCGUGCCGCAGCCUGCUCCCCUGUACCUGGAGAAGAUCCUCUACCACCUGCUGAGGAACACGGCCGGCCGGGGGAGCGGCGAUGCCUGCUGGAGGGUGGCUGACCUCCUCCGUGCCCGGCUGCUGACCUACCGCCCUGGCCAGGCGCCCUCCAAGGACUUCACAGCCAUCGUCCACAGCAGCUUCAGCGUGCUCUGGAGAGGGGCGGACGCUUUGGCUGAGCCCGACCGGCCGCGGGAGGAGGGUAGAGCUGUCCUCUCAAUCCGUCUGCGAGCCCUGCGCUUCCUUCUGUUGCUGGAAGAAGACGGGGCGGCCUUGCUGCCGCUGCAGCCCCCCUUCUUCACCUCCCAGACGGCGCAGCAGGCAGCUGCCGCCGCCGCCUUGUACGAAGCCCAGCAGGCGCCGUCCUCGGCUUUCCUCGGCCGGCAGCUUGGGGACUGCUUGCUCGAAGCUCUGCGAAAGGAGGCGACGGAGCCGCCCACCCUCCAGCAAUCCUUCUGCUUCUUCGAGCUCACCCUGGAGCAGUGCUGGCACCUCUGCAAGAGCGGCCAGUACAGGGCAGCCAAGAAGGCGGUAAAGGACGCGAGGGGCUUCCUGGGGGCCACCGGCGGCUCCGUGAACUCUUUUGGUGACCCUCUGUCCCUCCUGGAGGCCGGGGUUCAGCUGAGCCAGGUGCUGGCCGAGAGCGCUUGCCCCGCGGGGCCGCCAUUCUCCCAGGCUGCGGCAGCUCUCGGCUCGGCAGCGGAGGCAUCGGAGCAGUUUCUCAGGGUGCUGGCUGAGAGCUGCCAGCUCAUCGUCUCCUCCCUGGGCGAGUACGCGAAGAGGAGCAAGCAGUGGCCCUUUGGCCGGGAGGACGUGCUCGGCUUCUGUGCUUUCACUGAGGGGCACUGCCGUGUCCUCCACCGGCUGCUGGAGAGGAUUCCUCCUGACGGUGUCAAACAGGAGCUCAUGGUGAAGCAGCUGCUCUACCGCAGCCUCCAGCUCUUUGCCAGUGUGGCCUACGACACCUUCCAGUGCUCCCAGCCGUUGCAGGCAGCGGACUGGCCGGGUCUGGAGCGGCUGACGGCGGGCUGCAGGAGGAGCGUGGCGUGGAUGCUGGAGGCGCUGGAGGGGCUCCCCGAGAGCGAGCGAGCCCAGUACCUCGAUGUCACUGUGUCGUGCACGUUCAAGCUGGCCUAUAUCUUCUACAACCAGAACCUUCAUGAGGAGGCCAGCUCUGUCUGCGAGCUCCUCUGCAAGAGGCUGCAGACAGCAGAUGCCUAUGCGUGUCCAGAGAUACCCCCGGAGAGGCUGCACAAAUGCUUCAGGCUGCAGGUGGAAAGUUACCGCAAGCUGGGGCGGCUGGAGAGAGCCCUGGCAUGUGUGGUGCAGUGGCUGGCUGCGCUGCAGGGCCAGAUUGGGGAGCUGCUGGCAGAGCCCAUCUCCCUCUGGGUCAGAGUCAAAACAGAUGCUGCGAAACAGGGGGCUGAGGAGUUACGGUUACGGACCCUGAAGGAAGGCUUGGAGGGGCACAGCCUGGACGCAGAGACCUUGGUGACCGUCCUCUUUGCGGAGUUGAAGGCCUACAAGACUGUGCGAGCUGACACGGGGCAGGAACGCUACAACGUCCUCUGUGACCUGCUGGAGAUCUGCUCGGAGGAGAGCGGCCGCCUGCAUGAGCGAGCUAUCGGCUUGACAGAGUUGGCCCAGGUCUUGUGCUACCACAGCUACGCCCAGCAGACGGACUGCUCCUCCCUGGACUCCAUCCAGGAAGCCUUGCGGCUGCUGGAGUUGGUGCCCAGGAGCGCCCAGAACCGGGACCGACUCCUCGAUGACCAGGCGCAGGCUCUGCUCUGGCUCUACAUCUGCACCCUAGAGUCCAAGCUGGAGCAGAGCAUAGAGAGGGACCAGAGAUCCAAAGCUCAGGGGCUAACGAACCUGGGUGACUUUGAGCCCAAUGACCUCAACUACGAAGGCAGGCUGCUGGAGAACAGGUUCCUGUAUGACGGCAUCUCCUUCAACCUGGUGACAGAGACCGCUCUGUCCAAAAGCCUGGACGACGCCUUCGCCUUGUGGAAGCAGCUCCUGGCCACGCCAGGCGUCCCAGCCGUGCGCAGCCCUGAGCAGACUGUAGCCUCCCUGCACCUCCUGGCAGCUCUCUACAAGCUGAUGGCCAAGCCCUUGCAAGCCAUGGAGACCUACCUGCUGGUCAGAGCCCUGUGCAGCGCACUCGGGGACAGCCUGGGCACGGCCAGCGCCCUGUGCCAGCUCACCAAGCUGCUCUUCCAGCUGGAGUGCCCCAGCUAUGCCCAGCUUUUCCUGGAGGAGAUGGAAUCCUGCCUGCAGAAAGCUGACAGCAGCAACGAUUCCUACCUGCUGCUGCAGCAAACCUGCUUCCUGCUCCACAGCCAGCUGUGUUGUGUCAACCACCGGAUUGAAGAGGGUCUCACCCUGUUGCUGGAGGUGCUCCAGAACCCAGCUCUGCAAAAAAGCACAAAGGUCUGGUACCUGCUGCGAGCCCACGUCCUUCAGCUGGUGGCCAUCUACCUGAGCCUCCCCGCUGCCCGCCUCUCGCUCAAGCUCCGGCAGCAGAUCUUUGUGCAAGGGUGGAAGAGUCCCAAGACGGCUCUCGUCGAAGCCCAGAAGCUUUUCCGCAGCAUCAUCCUCCUGCUGAUGGGAGGCAAUGUGCUGGGCUGUCAGAAAACAGCGGCCGAUGUCCAGUUUGUGGAUUACGGGGACAACCUGCUGCUGAAGUGGCAAGUGCUGGCUGACACGCUGGCCUGUUCGGAGCACCUCGUGGCUCUCCUCGGCAGGUUGGAGGUGGUGUGUAAGGCCAAAGCCUUCUGCUUGGAGGCCGUCAAGCUGGCCGUGAAACUGCAAGCCACCCGGUGGUGUACUUCUUUCCUGGUGCUGAAGGCUCAGCUGGAGCUGCAGCAGAGUGAGCUGGAGCUGAGCCACUUCGACCUCCAGCAGGCUCUCUUCUUCCUCAACUCCCAUGCUGAGCUCAAAGCCAGCCAGAGGCAGAAAGACCAAGCGAAAAUCCUGCCUAGGAAAGGCAAACUUGAGGGCAAGAAGCCACGGGACCCCAUCUCUGAGCCCCCCAGGGAAGAGGAAGGUUUCCUGAAGUGCCCCGCACUGGAGUUUGUGGCCACGGUGUGUGGGCUGGAGAAGGCAGAUGCUCUCACCGCCUCACCGGAGCUGAAGCCCAAGAGGAGGAAGAGACUGGCCUUCCUCACCCGCCGGCCAGCCUGCCCAUGCAGCUUCUGCUCUGACCUGGCGCUCUCGGCUCUCUGCCUGCGCUGGCUCCUCUCCUGUGCCCAGGGCGAGCUGGCAGCGGCCAGCGUGGCCGAAGGGCUGGGUCUGAUCCACGCCGUGCUGCCGCGCUGCGCCGCCGUGGCCACGCGCUUCGCCGCCGUGCUGCGAGACAAGCUGUGGGGCGGCUCCGUCGGCCGGGACCUGCCUGCGUUGGACCUGCUGGAUGACCUGGUGGCCACUGACUGUGCCGUGUUGGCCCUUCAGAGCCUGGCCAGCCCCUGGCUGGCGGAGGAGCUGCAGGAGGAGCUGCAGACGGGGUUGACCACCUUAGCGUCCUGCAGCCCCCACCUGCCCAGCCUGGAGGUCUCCGGGGCCAGCCUGCUGCUUGCCAAAGCCACGGCCACCGUUUGCCGCCUGGCUUCCAAGCACGGCAGCUCCGUGGAUGGUGUUUUUGCCAGCUCUCAGAACCGCCAGCUGCCCACGCUGACUCCGAUGGAGCCCAAAGUGGCGGCCGUGCCCCAGACCCUCAAGAUGGGCAAGGCUGAACCUCAAAGGCGCAAAAAGACGACAGCGUUGGCCCCUGCCGUGCCCAAGCCCAGAGCGAAGAAGAGCCAGAGAGCGAAGCCCCUGGUUGUGCCGAACACCGAUGACGCCUUUGCUCUGGGUGACUCGGACAGUGAGGUGCCCCCCAUCGUCAUCCAGCCGGUGACAGCGCCCUGCACCCCGCACCAGAAAGCCUGUCCCCUCGCCAAGGCACGCGCAGCCCUUGGCCCCAGGACUCCCUUCACCAUCUUCAGCGAAUCCUCCCCGCCGGCCGGCAAGUCCCAGCACCCGCGAGCGCCCAAAGUCUUGGGGAAAGUCAAGUCUCGCCUAAAGGUGAUAUUCAGUGAUGACAGCGACAUGGAGGAUCCUGAAGCGGGGCAGACCCCCACAGCUACCCGCAAGACAUCCUGUGCCCGAAAAGCUCCGCCUGCCAAAUCCAUGGGGUCCCAGGCAAGCUCGCUGGGGUUCGGCGGCCAGAGCAGCAGUGCCCAGCCCCGGAGAGGGCGGCCGGGCACCCGCCGAGCCGGGGCUGCGGAGGAGAAGAGGGAGCGGAUGACCCGUAGGGCUCCCAGAAAGAGAGUGGAGGAACGGGAGCUUCUGAGGACCGUUGAGGAAGAGGAGAAGGUGGAGGAAGAGCUUGAGAUCAGCUUUGAGGUCUUGCGGGCCUCUGAGGAAGAGGAGGGAGCUCCAGGCAGGAGACGGCUGCCUCGGCGCAGGCAGGAGGGCGCAGACGGGGAGCGCGAGGUCCUGCAGCAAGAGGCCGGCGAGGACGUCCUGGCAGCGCGGUGGCCGGGCAGCGGGGACCCCCUGCGCCUGGAGGGGACCCUCUCCUCCACCCUGCCCACGGCUGGCGAUGUCUCCUCGCUGGACACCGUCCUUGAGCUCCUGAAAGACGCUUUCAACUGCAUCAGCCACUGCCCUCCCGGUGCGCUCUACAGCCAGCUCUGCCAGCUCCUGGCUCUGGCCAUGGGGAACCAGGACCCCCUCCUCACUGCCUACCUGCUCUCCGAGUCGGUCUGCGUCACCACCCGCCAUCAGCUGCUCAGCAUCAUCCACAGGAAGAUUCACAAAGAGAAGAAGUCAGCGGGGGACGUGGCCGAGCAGCUCCGGGGGCUCUCCUUGCAGGAGGGGAGCGCUGCCCAGCGCAGCCACCACCUCGCCGAGCUUGAGAAACUCUUCAUGUUCAGCUCCACAGGGCUGGGAUCUGAGGAGCGGGACAGCUUCCAGACGCAGCUGCAGCAGAUCCCCAGUGGGGUGACGGUGUGCGUGUUGACCCUCGUCAGCAUCCAGCCUGCCUCCGUAGGGGACACGCUGCUGCUGGCACGGCUGGAGAAGGGCACCGCUCCCGUGAACAUCCGCAUCCCCACCGCGCUCGCCAAGGCCCUGCUGCGCUCGGUGCUGAGUGAUUUCGACGCCAUCCAGAAGGAGCAGAAGGAAGCCAUCAGCUGCAUGGACAAGCGAGAGUGGUGGCUGCGCUGCUCCGAGCUGGACCGCAGGAUGAAGAGCCUCAUCGAGACCCUGGAGACGCAGGUGCUGGGCUGCUGGAGGGGGGGCCUGAUCCCCACCGUCCCCCAGCCCAGUCUGGCAGAGGAAGCUGCCCACUUGCACCCCCAGCUCUGCCGGUGCAGCUGGAGGGACUCAGAUCCCAUCCUGCUCAAGGUGGUGCUGAACGCUGCUCCCCUUCUUGGCCCCCAUGAUGUGCAAGCCCUGGCCUUCGGCCUCUGCCCAGCGCGGCCCCGCAAGGCUCAGCUCCUCUUGCAGGAGGCGGUGGAGAAGCGGAGAGCCUGCGCCACGCAGACGGACGGCUCCCUCGUCCUGGUUCUGGAUAAGCACCUGCAGAAGCUGCCCUGGGAGAGCAUGGCGUGCCUGAAGGCUGUGCCUGUAACCAGGCUCCCUUCCCUGCGCUUCCUGGUCAGCUACUCCCUGGCACAGGAGCAGUCAGGGUCCGUGCUGAGCCGCGGCGUGAACCCCAGCAGCACCUUCUACGUCCUCAACCCGCACAGCAACCUCCUGGGCACUGAGGAACGAUUUCGGGGCUGGUUUGAGAGCGAACCUGGCUGGAGAGGUGUGACGGGAGCCGUCCCAAGGCCGGAGCAGAUGCAGGCAGCCCUCCUGGAGCACGACCUCUACAUUUACGCGGGCCACGGAGCAGGUGCCCGCUUACUGGACGGACAGACCAUCGCCCGGCUGGAUUGCCGCGCCGUCGCCCUGCUCUUCGGCUGCAGCAGCGCCGCGCUCGCCGUCCGCGGCAGCCUGGAGGGCUCCGGCAUCGUCCUCAAGUACAUCAUGGCCGGCUGCCCCUUCGUCCUGGGGAACCUGUGGGACGUGACCGACCGGGAGAUCGACCGCUAUGCCCAAGCGCUGCUGCAGGGCUGGCUGAGGGGGGGCUCGGGUGCCCCGCUCCUGUCCUACGUCACCCAGGCCCGCCAAGCCCCCAAACUCAAGUACCUCGUCGGGGCAGCCCCCGUUGCCUACGGGCUGCCCGUCUGCCUGCAGUGAGGGUUGGGGGGGGCCGCCGUCCCCGCGGGGAGGCAGCUGGGGACUCGCGGAGUGGAUGGGUGUCUGUGUUUGCAACUGCUUUAAUUUAUUUUAAUGAAAGCGUUUUUAUUUGCGUGUUCUGUGACAAUAAAGCUAUUGCCCUGCUCCCUCCUGUUCUCCCCCCCCGUUGCCCAUUUGUCCACUGUCCCCAAGGCUGG
Molecule: messenger RNA, 6776 nt
Organism: Aquila chrysaetos chrysaetos
Lineage: Eukaryota; Metazoa; Chordata; Aves; Accipitriformes; Accipitridae
Gene: ESPL1
Product: extra spindle pole bodies like 1, separase
Exons: 31
Coding region: 73-6579 (2168 amino acids)
Biological process (GO): meiotic chromosome separation; proteolysis
Cellular component (GO): centrosome; mitotic spindle; cytoplasm
Molecular function (GO): cysteine-type endopeptidase activity
Source: RefSeq, a predicted model, not a curated record